Molecule: messenger RNA, 5216 nt
Organism: Lates calcarifer (barramundi perch)
Lineage: Eukaryota; Metazoa; Chordata; Actinopteri; Centropomidae
Gene: slc7a3a
Product: solute carrier family 7 member 3a
Exons: 12
Coding region: 412-2367 (651 amino acids)
Biological process (GO): amino acid transport; transmembrane transport
Cellular component (GO): plasma membrane
Molecular function (GO): amino acid transmembrane transporter activity
Source: RefSeq, a predicted model, not a curated record
UCAGUUUGUUUAUACACAUCCCGCCCCUCGCGUCUCAUAAAACACCGCACACACGCACGGUCGAGUGGGAUAUUUCGUCAGCGCCCACGGCAACAGCUUUCCUGUCUUCUCGUCUGUCUCCUUUCGCUAUUAUCAAUCAGAAGACUGUAAAGGUCCUAAUCUGCUGCUGUGACCACAGACCUGCUACUUCCUGUUCUGACUGCUUGAGUAAACCUAAGCGAACACACCUACACCAAAGGACCAAUAGUAAACAAGUACUUGGUUUACCCACCCCAUCUGCCCAAAGGACUUCUAGUCUCAGUCUGCUCACUUGUGCUCUGUUUAAGCAGUGUCAGUCACACACACACACCCACACUAGAGGGAUUUAAAACACAUAGCCUGCUUCAGCACCCACGCUUGGUCACAGCAAAUAUGGCCAGCAAGCUGUCCAACUUUGGCAAAACCCUGCUGCGCCGCCGGGCAUUACAGUGCUCCGGCGAAGAGACCCGAUUUGCCCGAUGCCUGUCCACCCUGGACCUAAUCGCCUUGGGGGUGGGCUCUACGCUUGGCGCCGGUGUUUAUGUCCUCGCUGGUGAGGUUGCCCGAGAAAAGGCAGGACCCGCCAUUGUCCUGUGCUUCCUCAUUGCUGCUCUGUCCUCCAUGUUGGCCGGCCUGUGCUACGCCGAAUUUGGAGCCCGGGUCCCCAAGACAGGUUCUGCAUACCUUUACAGCUAUGUGACAGUUGGAGAAAUCUGGGCCUUCAUCACAGGCUGGAACCUCAUCCUCUCCUAUGUGAUAGGUACCGCCAGUGUGGCCAGGGCAUGGAGCUCAACCUUUGACAGCCUGGUCGAGCAAAAGAUCUCUGACUUCUUUAAAGCCUCCAUGACAAUGGAGGUGCCAGGUGGGGUGCUGGCAAAGUACCCUGACCUGUUUGCCCUCAUCCUGGUUCUCCUGCUCACUGGACUUCUGGCCUUUGGUGUGAGCGAGUCGGCGCUUGUGAAUAAGAUCUUCACAGGCAUCAACCUGGUGGUUCUGGGGUUUGUCAUCAUCUCGGGCUUCGUCAAGGGGGACGCGGCCAACUGGUCCCUGAAAGAGGAUAACUACAUCGGCUACAAAAAUAGCACCAACAGCAGCAGGCCGUUUCAACUUGAGAAAGAGUUCGGCGUGGGUGGUUUUGCUCCGUUUGGCCUCGGUGGAGUCCUGUCUGGUGCCGCCACCUGCUUCUAUGCGUUUGUGGGCUUUGACUGCAUCGCUACAACAAGUGAAGAAGCAAAGAACCCCAUGCGGUCCAUUCCUAUUGGUAUCGUGGCCUCGCUGCUGAUCUGUUUUUUCGCCUACUUCGGCGUGUCUGCUGCUCUCACCCUGAUGAUGCCGUACUAUGAGCUGGACAUCCAGAGUCCUCUGCCUGAGGCCUUCAGCCAUGUCGGCUGGGCUCCCGCCAGAUACAUUGUGGCUGUGGGCUCUCUCUGUGCUCUGUCCACCAGUCUCCUAGGCUCUAUGUUUCCCAUGCCUCGAGUUAUCUACGCCAUGGCAGAAGAUGGGCUGCUGUUCCGAGUUCUGUCCAGGAUGAACGAUCGCACUAAGACCCCUCUCCUGGCUACCAUCGCUUCUGGCAUUGUUGCAGCUCUCAUGGCCUUCCUGUUUGACCUGGCAGCUCUAGUUGACCUCAUGUCUAUUGGAACUCUGCUGGCGUACUCUUUAGUGGCCAUCUGUGUCCUUAUCCUCAGGUACCAGCCAGGCACCCUGAAUUCGUCCAGCCAGACAGAGAAACUGGUGGAGCUGGUGGAAGGGGAGAAGGUGGCUGUAAGCGGAGGGGACAGCGGUGACGAGUAUGGCAUGGAGAUGGAGGAGACGCCGCUCCGAGAGACCUUCACCGCCAAGCUACUCUUCUGCCCAAGUGGAAAGAUCCCAACGCAGACAUCUGGGAACAUUGUCUACGCUACCACCGCUAUUAUUUCUGUUCUCAUCACCAUACUGUGCACUAUCCUGGCCAAUUAUCUGCCAGAGCUGCUGGACGGGCACGCUGCCGUUUUGGUGCCCUGUGUCAUUUUGACUCUGCUCUGUAGCAUCUGUGUCGUCAUCAUCUGGAGGCAGCCAGAGAGCAAAGAGGCUCUCACCUUCAAGGUCCCUCUUCUUCCCUGGCUGCCCCUCUUCAGUGUUUUUGUCAACAUCUACCUCAUGAUGCAGCUGGACCUGGGCACAUGGUGCCGCUUCACCGUUUGGAUGGUUAUUGGUUUCGCCAUCUACUUCGGUUAUGGUAUUAAGAACAGCAGUGAAGCUGCCAACAGGUCAUCCCCACGCAAAUACGAACCCGCACUGCAGACCAAGAGCCCAAUUUACAAGGGCGCCCCUGAUGACAGUGACGUGGAGGCCGGCAGCAGCCCCUGAUACAGACUGACUUAGACCUGGGAAAAUGUUGCAGAGCAUCUACACUCAUUUUGGCAGUCUGGUCAAACUAGAAGCCAAAUGCUGCAGUGUAGGCAGCCUGGAACACAGCCCUGGGUUUAAAGGGAGGAGAGGCAAGAGAGCGCCACACACACAUCUUACCUCUGAUUUGGAGGCUGAUUAACUUGAUGGCUAGACACUGUGACAGAGCCAUUUUCUCACCCAUGUGUCUGUUUUAAUCUGUCUGUUUGUCUGUACUUAGGCUUAGCCUACCUGAGAUACUUACCUGCCUAUAACACAUGCUUUGAAUGGAUCGAACUAACAGGAGUACUUCAUGAAGUUCAUGAGGGACUCCUCAUGAAGUUCUCUUUUUCAUUAUCUGAAGCCGUUAGCUGGAAAAAUGUUACACGUAAGCUAUUUUUCGUCUUAGCUUCCUCUCCGUUAUUAUUGCGCUGUGGCUGUGUGAGCAGCCACCAAGCCACUAGAGGUCAGUAAGUACUGCUGUGUACAUUACUAAAAAUUAUGAUUUAAACCAGUGAGUUUACGAUUGUCAAGACGCGUGGAUCAAUGAGCUAGACAUCAAGCUGUUUACGAAACAUGAUUUUCAUAAGGACAGUCAGCACAGCGGUGGCACAGGUGAAAAUCACCUGCUUCCUGUAAACAACUUAAAAUGGAGGUGACCUGUCUAGUUUAUUUGUCCUUGUUUAUUGCACCAGCCUGUUUGUUUGAGUGUAAACAGGGUAGCACUGAAGCUGUGUGGUUUACAGGGCAGUUAGGUCAGUAGCACACAGUCGAUGUUGACGUCGUCAGCAGCUGCACGGUUCAGUGUCUGAGGCUGAAGUACUCUUUUACAGAUUGAAUGAGUUUUAAACACACUAUCGCCCUCGGACACUCCCUGCUCCCAGACAGCAGCCAUGGUAUGAAAUGAGUCGCUUAUCAUUAAGUAUCCAUGUUAUGCCUCUGUAUCUGUAUCCUCUGUAUGUGGACUCUGUUGAAAUGGUAUUUGUGGCCUUUGUUUCAACCAUAACCAGGUAACUAACAGGAUUUUAAUGAGGCUUUUAACAGGCAAAAAGACGACAGACUAUGUCUUGAGCCAAAGGGCCUAGAAAUCCAAUGAAGUAAAUGCAGCAAAAGAAAAUUUACUCUCUGCUGUGCUUUCUGCUAUUUACUAGUGUAAACCCCCAUCCGUUAUUCCAACAUUGUUGAACAUAGAAGGUAUGUAUGAAAUUUAAAUAAUCCAUGACGUUAGAUGCAGAUAUGUAAUGAAAUCUGGAAGUAACAAAUCUGUUUCAAAUUCUGAGGAUGGAUUUUAGAUGGAUUUAGAAAUCACAUUAAUUGCAUCAAGUUCUCCUCUGAUGGGUCAAGCAACAGGCUGUUUUAGAAAAAUUCAGAUAAUACACAAUGAUUAGUUUCUAACUGACAUUUGUCCACUUCACUUUGGUGUCUGGGAGCUGGGGCUGUGUUUCUGAACAAGGGUCUGUCUUUCAACACCACUAAAAUAUCAUUACCUGUUUUUAUUUUUACUUCCUUGUGAAAAGACUUGUUUUUUCACAAAGGUUCUUGUUUAGUUUCAAUUGAAACUUGUUCUUGGCGGCUUAGUCUGUUGAGCCCCCAUCACUUUUAUUUUUACAACUGUAUUUACUUUUUCGGGAUAGAACCGUUAAUAUUUAAAUGUUUAUAGUAUUGUUUGUUUGGGAUAGGUUGCAUUUUUGUUUUGCCUUUUAAUAUCAGUCUCAAUUAAUAUGCUUUUUAGAUGUUAAUGUAUUUUAAUCGUUAAUUGUACAGAUUUUUGGGUUUGAGUCUUUUUGGUCUCUCAUUUCUUCCACAGCUUUUUUUUUUUCUUUGUUGCUAAUGUCACCAAAUGAUUUAACUUUCAAAUUUCUUUUUCCCUUCUGACCAAAUGAACAUGUUAUUGGAAACUGAGCUUUCCAGAUCAAAUUAUGACCACUUAAAGUUGGUCUCUAAAUUGUGUAAUUUUAAAUGUUUUUAUCCCCAAUCCUCUGGAGUCAAUAUGUUAACUUAUUGUUAAUAGCAUUUUUUGUUGUUGUUCUAGUAAAGUGCGUUACUGUAGAGUGUACAGUAUUUGUUUAAAACUAUAUCUUUAUUUGUAUAAUGCUGUAAAUUAUACAAUCAUACAUUCUUUAAAAUAUGACCUUAAGUACAAUUUGGUAAGAGGUUGUUUUUGUAAAUUACACUUGAAGGCAUUUCAUUUGACUCUGGAAGCUGCUGAAAUCCAAACUGUACAAAUCCUAGUCCCUUUUUUUUAUUUUCAGAUAAAAUGGGUCCCGAUGGAGGCAAUAUUGAAGAUUUUAAAAAUGCCCCCUCAAAGCCUUCACUCCCAAAAUGUUUGUGGAGAAACAGGGUGAGGGAAGAUUUGGAUUCAGUCAGUGUUAUUAGAUGAAGUGAAUCUAUAAUCUGGUGCCUAAAAGAACCAUCGUCCUGCCUGAGAAAGGCACCGGGGCUGGUAAAACAAAAGUUCAGCUGCGUCUCAGUCUCAAGUAUUUCAAGAGCUGCUCUUACAGACAUGAGUCAAACAUUAUGUGAGACUCAAGACUUUCACUGCAGAUUCAAGUGUAAGGCUCAUAAAUUCUCUUGUCUGUCAGUGCUGGACCACAGGAAGAGCUAAUUUAGCAUUAAAAUGUCAUGUGAUGUGGCUGUGACUCACAGGCAGCCCUUGUGCCUUUCAAUAAUCAACAUGAUCAUUCCCCCUCUUGAUGCUGUCUCAUCAACAGCAGUGAUCUAUUUUUGUCUUUCUGUUUUAUAUCCUGUACAUAUGGCUGUCAUGUAUAAAAUGAGCUGUAUUUUCAAUGUUUUUUUUUUUUAAAUAAAACACAAUUCAUGCUUAUAGCAGA